UCGGGCUACCCUUCCCAGGGGCUCCAGGAUGGACUUGUGCCACCCAGACCCCACGGAGCUGAGCAGCGGGGAGACCGAGGAGCUGCAGCGGAUCAAAUGGCACCGGAAGCAGCUGCUGGAGGACAUCCAGAAGCUGAAGGACGAGAUCGCAGAUGUGUUUGCCCAAAUUGACUGCUUUGAGACGGCGGAGGAGAGCCGGCUGGCCCAGAAGGAGAAGGAGCUCUGCAUCGGCCGCAAGAAGUUCAACAUGGACCCCGUGAAGGGCAUCCAGUACCUUACUGAGCACAAGCUGCUGGCCCCCGACGUCCAGGACAUCGCCCAGUUCCUGUACAAGGGGGAGGGCCUCAACAAGACGGCCAUCGGCACCUACCUGGGAGAGAGGGACCCCAUCAGCCUGCAGGUGCUCCAGGCCUUCGUGGACUGCCAUGAGUUCGCCAACCUCAACCUGGUCCAGGCCCUCAGGCAGUUCCUAUGGAGCUUCCGGCUGCCGGGUGAGGCCCAGAAGAUUGACCGGAUGAUGGAGACCUUUGCCACACGAUACUGCCUCUGCAACCCUGGAGUCUUCCAGUCCACAGACACCUGCUACGUCCUGUCCUUCUCUAUCAUCAUGCUCAACACCAGCCUGCACAACCCCAACGUGCGGGACAGGCCGCCCUUCGAGCGCUUCGUGUCCAUGAACCGCGGCAUCAAUGACGGCAGCGACCUGCCCGAGGAGCAGCUGCGGAACCUCUUUGAUAGCAUCAAGAGCGAGCCCUUCUCCAUCCCUGAGGACGACGGCAACGACCUCACGCACACCUUCUUCAACCCGGACCGCGAGGGCUGGCUGCUGAAGCUGGGGGGCCGCGUGAAGACGUGGAAACGGCGCUGGUUCAUCCUGACGGACAGCUGCCUCUACUACUUCGAGUUCACCACUGACAAGGAGCCCCGGGGAAUCAUCCCCCUCGAGAACCUCUCGGUGGAGAAGGUGGACGACCCCAAGAAGCCGUUCUGCCUGGAGCUCUACAACCCCAGCUGCCGGGGCCAGAAGAUCAAGGCAUGCAAGACGGACGGCGACGGCAAGGUGGUGGAGGGCAAGCACCAGUCGUACCGGAUCUCGGCCGCCAGCGCAGAGGAGCGGGACCAGUGGAUCCAGGCCAUACGAGCCAGCAUCACCCGUGUCCCCUUCUACGACCUGGUCUCUGCUCGGAAGAAGAAGAUUGCCAGCAAGCACUGAGCUUCCUGGGAGGUGGUGCUGGGGGCCAGCGUCCUGGGAACACCAUGACCUGUGGGACCUGGAGACCCACCUCCCCCCACAGGGCACCUUUCCUGGCCCGCAGACAUCCUCCCCGCCCCCGUACUUCGAGCUGACAGGAGAGGGGAGGCAGGGCUCAGGAGGGAGGCAGAACCACCGAGGGCUCAGAGCCCGCAGUGAGGCCCCUGGCCCUCGGCACCCAGCCGC
Ceratotherium simum simum (southern white rhinoceros) is the source of this 1438-nucleotide messenger RNA. It is a transcript of the gene CYTH4, whose product is annotated as cytohesin 4. The record is from RefSeq and is a predicted model, not a curated record. Gene Ontology annotation, biological process: regulation of ARF protein signal transduction. Lineage: Eukaryota; Metazoa; Chordata; Mammalia; Perissodactyla; Rhinocerotidae. Gene Ontology annotation, molecular function: guanyl-nucleotide exchange factor activity.